Messenger RNA from Podospora anserina S mat+, 705 nucleotides. RefSeq lists its product as uncharacterized. The record is from RefSeq and is a predicted model, not a curated record. Lineage: Eukaryota; Fungi; Ascomycota; Sordariomycetes; Sordariales; Podosporaceae. The transcript is spliced from 3 exons. Bases 1 to 705 code for a protein of 234 amino acids.
AUGAACGGCCGAUCAAGGUCAUCGUCGCCUGAAAUCUCACCGCUGGACUUUGGAGAGGAUUUGGCUCCUCUGCCCGUCUACAAGGCCGCGGCCACCACGGCCCUGGACUUCUCAGGCCUCUUGGAUGAGCCAUUAAAGCUUCAUGAAGAUCUCUCUUCGGGUUGUGGAGGACAGCUUUGGCCUGCGGGGAUGGUGCUCGCCAAACAUAUGCUGCACUAUCAUCGGGAUAAGCUGCAGACCUCUAGAGUUCUCGAGCUCGGUGCUGGCGGCGGUAGUGUCGGACUCACGAUUGCAAAGGGCUGCAGGAUAGACCAGCCCCUCUACAUUACCGACAUGAUAGACAUGGAGCCUCUCAUGCAACACAACAUUGCUCUGAACGAGCUGGACGACCGGGUCAGAGGCCGCAUCCUCAACUGGGGCGAACCUCUCUCACAGGAAAUUAUCGACUUUAAGCCAGAUACCAUCCUCGCGGCCGACUGCGUCUACUUUGAGCCGGCCUUUCCCUUGCUUCUGCAGACGCUGGAAGAUCUGCUGACGCUGAACCCUUCGGCCAUCGUGUUUUUCUGUUUUAAGAAGAGACGGCGGGCUGAUAUGCAGUUCCUCAAGUCUGCCAGGAGAGCCUUUCGAGUGACUGAGCUCGAGGAUGAAGACCGGCCCGUUUUCACCAGAGAGGGCUUGUUUCUGUAUACCAUCACAGCGAAAUAA